Molecule: messenger RNA, 450 nt
Organism: Meloidogyne enterolobii
Lineage: Eukaryota; Metazoa; Nematoda; Chromadorea; Rhabditida; Meloidogynidae
Source: the annotation of a GenBank genome assembly
AUGUUCAAAUGUUCGCGCGAUGGCCAACUCUGGCUGACCAAACCUUUUCCUGGUUCCGUGUUCCGCGAAAUCAUCGUGGUACUACGGAGUAUUGGAGAAGACGUUUCUGAUAUAAAAUAUGUCAUCAAUUAUGACUAUCCGAACAAUUCUGAGGACUAUGUUCAUCGAAUUGGACGUACUGGGCGUCAAGAUAAAACGGGGACGAGUUACACUUUCUUCACGCAAAAUAAUUCUCCAAAAGCUAGAGAUUUAAUUAAAGUUUUGGAAGAGGCAAAACAAGUAGUUCCCCCACGUCUUCAUGAAUUGGCUGAAAGUGCUUUUGGAAAAGAAAAGGGCAAAAGGCGUUGGCGCCAGACAGAAGGUGAAGGAUCUACUCCUCCCGUUAAUAUGAAAAAGUCGAAUGAUGAAGGAUUUAGUGCUGAUAAUGGAUUUCCAGAAGCUUUAUGGUGA